AUGGAGGUCCAAAAUGCCACUCCUACUGGCCCCUGGCAAGAUCAGCUCGACAGCGUUUGCCGAGAUGCUCAGUUGCGUCCCCCGGUUUUUCAAAUUGUGUCAGAUCGUCGAGGUGGCCGAACUGCAUGGUCUAGCAGAGUGACCGUCCAUGGCAAAACUCUUGCAGCUCGUUUCUGGUAUGACGGCAAGAACCUUAACAAUGCUAGAGAAGAUGCUGCCGAGUGUGCCGUCAAGUGGUUGACUGGAUCUGAAUCUAGUUCUCCCACCCAGCAAUGGGGUUGGUAG
Messenger RNA from Fusarium tjaetaba, 285 nucleotides. RefSeq lists its product as uncharacterized. NCBI's taxonomy places the organism in Eukaryota, Fungi, Ascomycota, Sordariomycetes, Hypocreales, Nectriaceae. The transcript is spliced from 3 exons. The record is from RefSeq and is a predicted model, not a curated record. The coding region runs from base 1 to 285 and encodes 94 amino acids.